This is a messenger RNA of Polypterus senegalus (gray bichir), 1249 nucleotides long. RefSeq lists its product as uncharacterized. The transcript has 7 exons. The coding region runs from base 71 to 967 and encodes 298 amino acids. The record is from RefSeq and is a predicted model, not a curated record. Lineage: Eukaryota; Metazoa; Chordata; Cladistia; Polypteriformes; Polypteridae.
UCAUAACCUGCCCACAUGACUGUAGAAUCCACUUUUCUCUUUUGAUUUUAGUUGAAGGACUUUCACAAAGAUGAGCAAUAUAAAAAGCAUGUUCAGAAAGAAGUGGUCAUCUGAAGAGAGGUUAGAUGGGAAGACAGCCAUAGUAACAGGUGCCAAUACAGGCAUUGGCAAGGAGACGGCGUGGGAUCUGGCCAAAAGAGGAGCCAGAGUGAUCAUGGGCUGUAGAAACAUCGAAGAAGCCAAAGAUGCAGCAAAUGAAAUAAUUAAAGAUACUGGAAACACUGCAGUUGUUGCAUGCCAACUAGAUCUGGCAAACACCAAGUCCAUUUGUGACUUUACUGAAGAAAUCUACAAUAUGGAAAUACCAGUACACAUUUUGAUCAACAAUGCUGGAGUAGUAAUGUGUCCAUAUGAAAAGACUACUGAUGGAUUUGAAAUGCAUAUUGGAGUGAACCAUUUGGGGCAUUUCUUUUUGACAUUUCUAAUGAUGGACUUGCUAAAGAACUCUGCACCUGCCAGAAUAAUCAACAUUUCCUCCAUUGUACAUAAAAUGGGAAAGAUCCAAUUUCUUGACCUGAACAGUGAAAAGAGUUAUCAUCCUGUGAAGGCUUAUGCUCAGAGUAAACUGGCCAAUGUCCUUUUUACUCAAGAACUGGCAAAAAGACUUGAAGGAACUGGAGUUGCAGUCUAUGCAGUAGACCCUGGGAUGGUCUACACUAAUGCAAUCAGGCAUAUGAAUACUUUAAUCCAAAAUAUUAUUAAAAAAUAUAACUUUCUUGUCAAAACACCAGCAGAAGGUGCCUAUACCACCAUUUAUUGUGCUGUCACACCAGGCCUAGAACACGGGAAUGGUGGUUAUUACAGUGACUGUGGACCAUCAACUUGUUGCAGAGCAGCCAGGGAUGAAGAGUCUGCAAAACUGCUUUGGAAGCUUAGCUGCAAUAUGUUAGGAAUAAGAUGGCGAUGAGAAGAGUGCCUGAGAUGGCUCACUUUUGGGUUAUUAAAAGAGAAUUACAAAUUUCUAUGAACUCACAAGCAAUUCACUAUUGUUUGAAUAAAAUGUAAUUGUAAGGACUCUGCAAUAAAAGAACAAAUGUUGAAGAGUAAGAAAGCUAUUAAUAAAGAUAAACUUUAAAGUAAAUUGGAACAUAUGAUAGAAAUGGAAAUAUUACCAUCAGAGAAAGAAUAGACCAUUUACGUUUGAAUUAUGAAACAGAAUAAAAGAAGACAAAAUUAAAUAAAAUAUUUA